GUCAUUCAUUCGUUUUCGUACAAAAAGUCUUGAUUUGAGUUGCCUUUGUCGUUGUAUGUUGCUAGUUUUUUCGAAAUCGGUAUGGUAUUUCGCUAGAGUUCUCAGAUUUAUUCAGUCUUCACUUAUGUAGCAGUGAAAGGGCGACUUCUAUCCUUUGAAUGCGGUUUUUAAGGUGAUGCUAAGAUGAGUAAAAUGUCGAAAAAUAAAUUGAACCUCACCCUUCCACCAGGGUCUAUAGAUACUGCCCCGGCGAUUACGCCGUCGAAUAUGACACCCCAGCUGAAAUCUGCAACAGCAACAGAGCGUCAAGGUCUGGCUGGCAAGUCUAAGACGAGUAUCGAGGCUCUAACAGAGAGGCUUGAGCAGAUUGAGAUGGAUGAUACUCAACGCCGAAGAAUUGAAGUAUUCUUGUGCCAGAAAGAGAAAAUUGGAGAGCUCAGUGAUGAUGACUUUGAAAAACUUGGAGAACUAGGCCAAGGUAACGGUGGUGUUGUAAUGAAGGUGCGUCACAAGUCUACAGGUCUUAUUAUGGCAAGGAAAUUGAUACACCUGGAAGUCAAGCCAGCCAUAAAAAAACAAAUUAUCAGAGAGCUCAAAGUUCUUCAUGAAUGCAAUUUUGCUCAUAUUGUUGGCUUUUAUGGAGCCUUUUAUAGUGAUGGUGAAAUAUCUAUUUGUAUGGAAUAUAUGGAUGGUGGAUCCCUUGACCUAAUCUUGAAAAAGGCAGGGAGAAUACCAGAAUCAAUUUUAGGCACAAUAACCUCAGCAGUAUUGAAAGGUCUAAGCUACCUCCGUGACAAGCAUGCUAUAAUGCAUCGUGAUGUGAAACCAUCCAACAUUCUAGUGAAUAGUAAUGGUGAAAUAAAGAUCUGUGACUUUGGAGUCUCAGGGCAACUAAUUGACUCUAUGGCAAACUCUUUUGUGGGAACUAGGAGUUAUAUGUCACCAGAACGUCUACAAGGUACGCACUACUCAGUGCAGUCUGACAUCUGGUCGUUAGGCCUAUCACUUGUCGAGAUGGCCAUCGGUAUGUAUCCGAUUCCGCCUCCUGAUGCGAAAACCCUUGCUGCUAUAUUCGGAGGACAGAAUGAAGACCAUUCACCUGGCCAGGCUCCUAAUUCACCUCGUCCGAUGGCUAUAUUCGAGCUACUAGACUACAUAGUAAACGAACCGCCGCCGAAAUUACCUUCGGGAAUAUUCUCAGACGAGUUCAAGGACUUCGUCGAUCGCUGCCUGAAAAAGAAUCCAGAUGAGAGGGCCGAUUUGAAGACGUUAAUGAACCACGAAUGGAUACGCAAAGCGGAUGCCGAGAAGGUGGAUAUAGCGGGCUGGGUUUGCAAAACUAUGGACCUGAUGCCCACCACGCCGAAUUCUAACGUGUCUCCUUUUUCUUCAUAAGCUGCAAGAAGUGCAUACUUUCAUCAGCGAAAAAGGGUCAAAACAUUUCCCAAGAAAGAGCGGGUGAAACGAUCAGUGAGGACACUGGCGCUGAGGAGUAGCGCUGGCUCUGCGCGAUGGCAGUUCACAGUAUGUCAACUCUAGAUACCAUUAUUAUCCAAAUAGGCAGGCGGACUGAACGAAUCGUAAUCUCAUCGUUACAUUAUCGAUGGGGCGUGGUAUAUUAGCAUAUGCAAUUUUUUGACAUGGCAAUGUCUUAAUAAAUUUUAUGUUUUCCAAGAGAAACUUAACUGUACUUUGAUUUUUUUGGAUUAAACUGACAGCUCGAUUCAACUUUUUUUAAUGUUGCAACCCAUCGUUUUUUGUUAGUAUUGUGCUACUGCUAUACUGCUACAUGCUUCAUUAAUCUGUUAUGUGAUAUGACUAGUUAAGUUUUCAUCAGACUUCUGAAAGUGAUAUUUAAUGUCUUUGUGUUAUAGGUUGUUUUAUUUAUCUUUCUAAUGAAACUUGGAGUACCGCCGAUACUAGUGUUUUAUUAGAAAAAUAUACUUUAAAAUGUUUCAAACACAUAAACUUCAUUUCUAGUUUCUCCAGUCAUGAAAAAGUUCAAAUGUUUCAUAUUAAUUGCUAUAAUUUUCUAACUAUAACGUAAACUAGAAAGUAAUGUAUGAAAUGUAAACUAAUCAUAAUUCGUAGAUCACUACCCGUCACUGAGACCACAAUACUAUAUUUUAUUUGAGAUAAAGUGGCAACCCACUAAAUGUCAGUUUAGUCCAUCUAAUUAAAAAUCGGAGCAUAUAUGAUGUCACCAAAAAAUUGCACUUAUAAGUCUUAUUUCAUCUUUUAAAACUAGAAAUUGCACUUAUACAUCUUAUUUUAUCUUUGAAAACUAACGAAGAGUUCUAAACAUAUUCUUUAAAAAAUAUGUAGUAUAAUUUAUUAUCGCACAUGUAUAAUGAUAUAUUAAGACAUUUUCGUAUCGAGACUGAAACCAGUUUCGUGGUUACCACGUCCCAUAUAAGUCGAUCGACACAUCACAUUUGUAUAAAGCGAAUCGGUAAUUCUUCGGGAUAUACCUGUCAUCGAACAAUGAAAAUCUCGAACGAUU
Messenger RNA from Diatraea saccharalis (sugarcane borer), 2503 nucleotides. The record is from the annotation of a GenBank genome assembly. NCBI's taxonomy places the organism in Eukaryota, Metazoa, Arthropoda, Insecta, Lepidoptera, Crambidae.